Molecule: messenger RNA, 1538 nt
Organism: Mustela erminea (ermine)
Lineage: Eukaryota; Metazoa; Chordata; Mammalia; Carnivora; Mustelidae
Gene: WDR5B
Product: WD repeat domain 5B
Exons: 2
Coding region: 498-1493 (331 amino acids)
Cellular component (GO): Set1C/COMPASS complex
Molecular function (GO): histone binding
Source: RefSeq, a predicted model, not a curated record
AAAUGAAUGUUCUUUGGAAACAUUCACUGCUACUGACGCUGGUCAGUCAGGUCCGGGAUAAGACCAGUCAACCCACCCACAGGCCAAACAAGGAAGUCCUGCGUUUGCAUGCGGCCGCCUCCCGCGAAGAAGACCGGAAGGAACGCCAGCGCCUUCCUUUGCGCAAGCGCAGGCCGACCUCUCCCAUUGGUCAUCUCAGCUCGAAGUUGGCGUGCUCAUGCGCUCCGCUGUCCUGCCGGCUGGGUUGGAUUGACGUGGACGUGUGCCCUAGUGUUUAUCCGGCGACUGCAGCCCACAGGCCCGCCGGGCCGCAGUUCAUGAUGCUUACGGAGGUUUUUUUGUUUGUCAUUAUUAUUUUUUUUAACCUUCUGAAAUCGUUUGUUUAAGCCGGUGAUUCAUUCAUGCUCAAGUACCGAAAGUCUGACUGAAAGAAUAUUGAGCUUCCUGGUUCAGGGCCGGACGCUUACCUAACCUACUGACUUGGGAGCUUCAGAACCAUGGGGACAAAGGAGGUAGGGGAUGCUAGAGCAGCAGAGUUGGGCCUCCUCCCCUCAACCAACCCAAACAAGCAAAUGUCUGAAAAACCAAACUAUGCUCUUAAAUUUACUCUCGUGGGACAUACGGAAGCAGUAUCAUCGGUUAAGUUUAGUCCUAAUGGAGAAUGGCUAGCAAGUUCUUCUGCUGACAAGGUAAUUAUAAUUUGGGGAGCCUAUGAUGGAAAGUAUGAGAAGACACUUCAUGGUCACAAUCUGGAGAUAUCAGAUGUUGCCUGGUCAUCAGAUUCCAGUCGCCUUGUUUCUGCCUCAGAUGAUAAGACGCUAAAGAUUUGGGAUGUGAGAUCUGGAAAAUGUUUGAAAACGCUGAAGGGGCAUAGUAAUUAUGUUUUUUGCUGUAAUUUCAAUCCACCAUCCAAUCUCAUCAUUUCAGGAUCUUUUGAUGAGAGUGUGAAAAUAUGGGAGGUGAAAACAGGGAAGUGCCUUAAGACUUUGUCUGCUCAUUCUGACCCAGUUUCUGCUGUUCAUUUUAAUUGUAGUGGGUCUUUGAUUGUGUCAGGUAGCUAUGAUGGUGUCUGUAGAAUUUGGGAUGCUGCAUCAGGUCAGUGUUUAAAAACACUUGUUGAUGAUGAUAACCCUCCUAUCUCUUUUGUAAAAUUUUCUCCAAACGGAAGAUAUCUUCUAAUUGCAACUUUGGACAAUACUCUUAAACUGUGGGAUUAUAGCAGAGGCCGAUGUCUGAAAACAUACACUGGUCAUAAGAAUGAGAAAUACUGCAUAUUUGCCAAUUUUUCAGUUACUGGUGGAAAAUGGAUUGUGUCUGGAUCAGAAGAUAAUCUGGUUUACAUUUGGAACCUUCAGACUAAAGAGAUUGUACAGAAAUUACAAGGUCAUACAGAUGUUGUAAUCUCAGCAGCUUGUCAUCCUACAGAAAACAUCAUUGCAUCAGCAGCAUUAGGAAAUGACAAAACAAUUAAACUGUGGAUGAGUAACUACUAAACCCUUUAGAAAUCAACUAGUAGAGCCAAAUUGGCAAAAAAAAAA